Messenger RNA from Zophobas morio, 4441 nucleotides. RefSeq names its product titin. The transcript has 5 exons. Lineage: Eukaryota; Metazoa; Arthropoda; Insecta; Coleoptera; Tenebrionidae. The record is from RefSeq and is a predicted model, not a curated record. Bases 223 to 3882 code for a protein of 1219 amino acids.
GAUGUAUUUUUUUAUCGAAAUGUUUAUUCUGCACGCUACCUAGUGGACGAUGUAGAAAAAAUUAAGUGAUGCCACGCGAAGUGUUGUAUAAUUAAUAAAAAUGUAAAACACCGAGGUGUCUCUUGUCAUUAAACAAUCAGUCAUGUUUCGGCGUUAACCCGAAGACACGUCGCCACCUAGUAAUCCAUUUGUUGCUUGCCAGUAAACCCAGUAGUAGUCGACAUGUCGGUGCCUGGAAGUACCUCUGGCGUAGCAAAUCGACGUCAGAAGCGCAUGGGACCUGCACCCUUCGCCUCUUUCGAGGACCUCUCUGACGAGGUGAGAUCCCGUCUGGAGAGCCCCGAGGACAAGAACCCUGCGGGAUCGGUGGUGCGGCUGCCGGGCAUCCGCGAGGACGCCACCCCCACACCCAGCAACACGCCCGCGUCCGUGGACCAUCCCCCGUUCAUCUACACCGGGAUCAGCCUCGUGGGGGCGGCGACGCUCACGCCGCCGAACGCGGUCAUGCCCUUGCCCAGCCCCCAGGCCAAGCUGGGCCUCGUGCCGAACACCCCCAGGAUCGACAUCUCGCGGGCCAGCAGCUCCUCGCACCACGACAGCCGGGACAGCACGCCGGAGCGCGAGCUCUUCGAGACCCACGACCCCGCCACGGCGAAGCUGGGGUUGGGCUUCCGCGAGGAGGGCGCGCUCGACCUGCGGUCCUCCACCGAAGAGCUCGACUUCCAAGACCCGCAAGAGGUCAAGAAAAAAGGUAAAACGCGCCCACAGUCACCAUCAUGCUUGCACGAUGACUCGCACCAUCAGAGAAAAGAUUCACAGAGUUCCGAGUUGGGACUGCUUUGCAUAUCGGGUAGAACGUCACGUUUGUCUAGUAUCGGAAGUCAAGGAUCGGGACACAGCAGGUUGUCUAACGCUAGUCAUCUUUCUGUUAUCUCAGGCCAAUCGGGGCUGUCGAGGUCUCCUUCGCCGCAUAAAAUGUUACUAGAAACGUCGUUCUGUGGGACUAAGCCGCCGGAAGGGGCGCCCGCGACAAGCACAGAGCAAACUGGGACCAAAAUGGAGGCGGAAGUCCUCGAGAAAGUAUUACUAGCGAGGAAGCAAGACCCUACGCAGGCGGUCUUGGCCGAGGGGAUAUCGGUUGCCGAAAAGCUACCUCCGGAGAAGCCAGUCCGGAAGAUAGAAAAACGUGUACAAAGUGUUAAAAGUGAUAUUACCAUUAAAGUAGACGAACCGCAAUCCGGGAUUAGCAAUAAUACACCCAAGUUACCUAGGAAAUUUGUGUCGAAAAGUGGCGUAGAAUACAUAUAUAUACCUUUAAAGGGUCCUUUACCUAUAGAUAAAGACGGCGAAGGCGCUGCUACCAAAUCAACCACCAACCCAACCACAAAGACGAAAGUUCGGGAGGUUAAAUCCGCAACUAUCCAAUCGAAAACGAAUCAGGUCACCACGAAACCGAAGGCAAAGUCAGCAACUCCGUCACCUGUCACCGUGAAAAAGGAAGAUCAGCCUAAAUACAUACGAAUAAAGCUAAAACCCGACUACAUGUACAAUCAAGAGGAAGAAGAAUCUUCGGGUUCCACGCCAGAAUUCAGCAUGCAGAAGCCGGACACGUUGAACUUGUCUAGAAAAACGUCACAAAACCUCAGCGAAAUCAUUGCCAUACAAAAAGAAGAACCUCCUCCUAAAGUGGAGCCAGGUAUAAGUCUUUCAAGUACACCUAGCGCUAGUCCGAAGUUGCCAAGACAAACUUUCUUAAAAGACAACAUCGGUAGCAAAACACCGUCACCGUCUCUGUCACGAAAAAGUUCAUUCGCUUCCCUUUUUCGAAGCAAAGAAACCAUACUUAGCCCGGAAUCUCCGACGGUUCCAGGCUGUAGAAGAAAAAACACAAUCACGGGUAUUUUAAGAGAAGCUAGCGAUAGUUUACGAGAACGUAGUAGAAGUCGUUCGAAAAGUAGAGAGCGAGACAAAUCGGCGACACUAUCCACAGCACCGUCAUCGACCGAAAGCAUAGAUAGCAAACAUAAACAGAAAUCAGUAUUCUCUAGAUUUAAAUCAAAGAAAGGUGACAACAAAUCCAAAGCUGAACACGAAAGUACAAGUUCGAGCGAAGUUCUACCAAGUAUCGAAGGUAUUGCCAAAGUAGAAUUUAAAUUUAACGAUAGUUCCAAAAAGAAAUAUUACGAAACUCCAUUAGAAGGUGAUAGCAUUCGUAUUCCGCUGCACUCUCCCACUCACUACGAAGACCGCAGCAUUUUACAAGACUUGAAAACUUCCAGUCAAGAUUCUCAAGAAACUGUUAUAGAAGUUUGUAGAAACGUCGAAGCCAUCGUAGAAUCGGUUCCCAAAGAAAUAGAAAGCAAUACAACCAAGGUGCACAGUUCCAAACCCGAACUAACAAAAAGACAAAGUAGUACAAGUAGCGAAAACGUAGUUUUUUCAACGAAAUUAGGAAGUAAUAACGAAAUUUUCUCAACCAAGUUGCCCAAAGACAAGCAGAAACCUCACGCUCCGAGUAACGACGAAAAAGUCGCCCCUCCUCCCAAAGCGGUGACCCCUCCUCAAAAAGCAGCCACUCCUCCUUCGAAAGCGCCGACGCCUCCGCCGAAAGCGGUGACUCCUCCAUCAAAAGCCGUGACGCCUCCCCCGAAAGCCGUCACUCCUACUCAAAAACCGGUCACGCCUCCGCAGAAAGCUAUAACUCCUCCGAGUGUCGUUCCCAAGGUUCCCGAAAACGCCGUCGAGAGUAAAAGAGAACCUCGAGCCGACCCAAAAAGAAGCAAUAAUAGAAUUUCGACCAUAAGUUCGACAGCAGAGGACGAUCGAUACUCGUCGGGGUCCGAACGGGACUCAGAGUUGGAUUUUGCCAAAAGCAGGAAAGACUUGGAGUUGAAGCUAGAUUUAGAUUUUCUGGAACCUGAGCGUAAAGGUCUGGUUGUGCAACAGGACUCGUACGAAGAUGAGCUCCCGUACAUACCUACCACGCUUCCUCAGGAGAGAUCAGCAGCCGUUCCUAUCGUGCCAGUGAAACAACGAUCCACUUUCGAAAUGAAGACGUAUCCAAUUGAGCGGCCGCGAUCCACCACUCCGAUCAAUCCCAGCUGCUUGGAGGAAUACUGCGAAGAGGUAAUGGGGAAUUUCAACACGGAAACCGUCACGAAAACGAUAGAGAAGUUGAAGAUUUCGUUACCGAAGCACGAGUCUAUGGAUAAGCCUGCCAAGUCGCCCAGGAAACCUAGCAAUACAAAUUGGUUUGAGUUUGCGGAGAAGGGCAUCAGCACGUCUGGUCGGAGGUCUUCUUUGACGCAAGAGAGUGAAACUCCGCCGCCGCUUCCUCCCAAAGGGAUACAGAAAGAGUGGAUUAAUUUCGAGGAGAUUCCAGAACGCAGGAAACCUCCCAAAAGGAUACAAACUUUGCCCUCGAGGGGACACAUCGAUGUGCCGGAUUCGGUGCUCCAAGACAACGUUGUAUAUAAUUACGUGAAUCCAGAAGAGUGUAAAUGCGAGUGUCACGAAAUCACGGCUAGAGAAAGAGAGAAGAGGGAAAAAGGGAGCGGUGGUAACGUGCAAGAGGAUGAACUGCCUUUGUUAGAAGACGAACAAAUGGACGAUGAGAAGGCCGUCACGGAAGUAGCGGUUGAUCGACUCAAAUUAGAUGCUGCUAUUGCUGAUCGUAGAAGCAUAGUAAGUGAUUCUUCAGUAGAUUUAAGUACAGCUAUUGAACCUCCGGAAGCGAACGGUGUUGUUAAGCUGAGAACUCCAUUUACGAGCGAUUUAGGAAUGUCCAGCAACAGAUCUAGCAUUAUAUCCCAGGUAGAUGAACCUGAAUCACCUGAUUCCGGAUCGCCAAAUGCCUUUCCCAAAAGUCUUAAACCUUAUUAGGAUAAAUAAUGAGAAAUUAGUUAUAGUUUUCGUAUUUUGUUUAAGAAAUCAUUUCCAAUCGAAGCAAGCAGUGUUAUAUAAGAAACAUCAAAAAAUUACAAAAAAAAUGUGACCUUUUAUUAAAAUUUUGAUGUUACCAUUUUAGAAAUGAACAAUUUCAACAUGGCGCCCAAUCCUCAACAAUAACAAGCCUUUGUAUGUGUGUACGUAGGCCUAUCUCUUGUCCAAAUGUUACUACCAUACUGUUAUUACUGUAUUUCUUGUUACCUUCUUAAAAUUUAGCUUCGAUAUUAUUGUUAUAAGCAAUUGUUUACAUUAAUAUCACCGUGGUUUUCUAUAUUCUACAAAAAACGAUGUACUUACAGAAUCCGUAAUUUAUUCUUUUAUACCAUUUUUGCCACGAUAGGUAUCACCAAAAUAUGACGUAAAUAUCAUUUUCCUGUUACAUUAUUGUUUCAUGUUGACAGUGAUUAUUAUCAUAUUUUGCUUGUUUAUAAAUAAUGUUGAUACUUAUUAAGUCACGAAAUACUAUUGUACAGUAAUGUUCAGUAAUAAAAUA